CAUUUUAUGGAUUAAGAACGAAGUAUAUAAGCCUGUUUAAAUGAAAUUUUCCAUUUAAAUUGUGUUUGAUGCCAUUAUCAGUUUUGCAGUGUUUGAAUUACGUUCAGCUUAUCGCUUGCACAAAUGUUUUCCUUGUUUAAACAAAGAAUACGCGUAUGUCACACUGCUCGUCUAUGUGAUCACGUCCUAUUUCGUAUGAAUUCAACGAAAUUUAUUGAGAAAAAUGCAGUGGUUAGGGGUAGCAAAUUGCAUUACAUAAAGGCGGGCGAAGAAAAUGGGAGAAGCGCUGUGUUAUUGAUGCCCGGUGCGUUGGGAUCAGGCAUUACCGACUUCAAACCGCAAAUCAAUGAUCUACCGAAACUUUUGCCAAACUAUGCCGUAAUUGCAUGGGAUCCUCCCGGUUACGGGCAGUCCACUCCACCGAUUCGACAAUUUACAAAAGAUUUUUUUACGAAAGAUGCUGACUAUGCAGUGGAAUUGAUGAAAACCAUCGGGUACGAUGCUUUUUCAAUACUCGGUUGGAGUGACGGCGGUAUAACUGGUAUGGUAUUGGCAGCUAAAUAUCCACUUGUGGUGGAAAAGCUAGUGAUUUGGGGGUCGAAUGCGUACAUCAUCGAAAAAGAAACUAAAAUUUACGAGAGCAUACGAGAUGUGAGUAAUUGGUCGCCUAGGAUGCGGGAACCAAUGGAAAAAAUGUACGGUGCGGAAAAUUUCGCCCGAUUGUGGAGCGACUGGGUCGACGUUUUUCUCAAAUUGUACCGUGAGGACAACGGUGAAAUUUGCGCAAAAAGUUUGCACAAGAUUGUGUGUCCAACGUUUAUUUUGCACGGCUUGAAAGAUCCAAUGAUUGCCGAAGAGCAUACCGAUCAUUUGAGAAAAAAUAUUGCCAUAACUGAAUAUUUUGAGUUUAAAGACGGCAAACACAACAUACAUUUGAGAUAUGCUGACGAAUUCAACAAACUGGUUGCCGCAUUUUUGCAAAAAGAUUUUCCGUCCAAAUCAAAAAUUUAAAAUAUUUUCUUAUGCUUCCGAGUGAAUAAAAGCCGCCUAAUAAUUUUCAUUGUUUACAUUGUUGGCUUGUCACUGUAUUAAUGAAAUACAUUGCAAUUAUAUGGA
Bradysia coprophila is the source of this 1116-nucleotide messenger RNA. RefSeq names its product serine hydrolase BPHL. The record is from RefSeq and is a predicted model, not a curated record. Gene Ontology annotation, molecular function: serine hydrolase activity. NCBI's taxonomy places the organism in Eukaryota, Metazoa, Arthropoda, Insecta, Diptera, Sciaridae.